AUGGCGAAUUGGUCCGCGUUGCCGACGGAGAUCCUCCACUCGAUCUCCUUGCAAAUCAACAAUCCCUUUGAUUUGAUCCACUUUCGGUCAAUAUGUUCCUCUUGGCGAUCCUCUAGUCUCCUUAAAUUCCAACACAUGACAUCACUUAGAUGUCCUCUUCCCUUGGACUCUGGCGGUUGUGGUGAUGAUUGCCAUAUCUUGAGCAGCCGUGUUUACCUUCUCAACUCUCCUAAUCGUGACUGUCCCCGAUAUUGGUUGUUUAAGCUACAAGUCAAAGAGAAUGGAGAAAUUGUUCUACAUAGUUUGUUCUUAAGAAGAAACUCCUCUGAGUAUGGAUGUCUGUACCGAAGUCUUUCACUUGAUUUGCUCAACUGUCAAGUCUUUGAGCUAGCGCAAGAACACGCGGCUUGUUACAGCGAAUGGUCCGAACCAUUCGAAUGCGUUUCGAAAGGUGAAGAACGUAUCGGCUUUAUGGAUUUAGACGCAAAGAAAACAACAGGUUUAUGA
This is a messenger RNA of Arabis nemorensis, 507 nucleotides long. NCBI's taxonomy places the organism in Eukaryota, Viridiplantae, Streptophyta, Magnoliopsida, Brassicales, Brassicaceae. The record is from the annotation of a GenBank genome assembly.